Molecule: messenger RNA, 1913 nt
Organism: Pygocentrus nattereri (red-bellied piranha)
Lineage: Eukaryota; Metazoa; Chordata; Actinopteri; Characiformes; Serrasalmidae
Gene: panx3
Product: pannexin 3
Exons: 6
Coding region: 176-1510 (444 amino acids)
Biological process (GO): positive regulation of interleukin-1 production; monoatomic cation transport
Molecular function (GO): channel activity
Source: RefSeq, a predicted model, not a curated record
UCUCCAGAGUCCUAUAACCCCUUUAAUUACCCCGUAACCCUGGCCAGUCCAGCCUCCUGUUUAGUUCAGCCCUCCUCUAGUACUUAAAGUCCUCGCCAGCACCUUCUUGUCUUCUCCAGCCUCAGGAAUAGGUCACUGCUGAAGCCACUGCAUCAGGAGCACUGAAGUCUUGGACAUGUCCAUUGCUAACGCGGCCGCUCAGGCUGUGCUGUCUGAUGCCCUGCUUCGAGACAGCAAUGGAGACAACCGCAUCCGCCACCUGGAACUGGAGCUGCCCUUAGACAAAGUCAUCAAGUUUGUGUCUGUGGGACUUCCACUGCUGCUGGUGUCUUUGGCAUUUGCACGAGAAAUCUCCAUCGGUCCACAGAUUAGCUGCUUUCCUCCCAGCAACUUCACAGUGAAGCAGGCUGCAUAUGUAGACACAUACUGCUGGGACUCGCUGAUGCACCAUGAGUCUGACACAAAUGGAAACUUCGAAGAGCGCUCGCUGUGGGUGCACAAGAUAUUCCCCUACUCCUUGCUCAUGAUGGCAAUGAUGAUGUACCUGCCAGCUCUGAUCUGGAAGUUCCUGGCUAUGCCAAGCCUGGGCUCAGACCUGCUCUUCAUCAUCGACGAGCUGGACAAGUCCUACAACCGCUCGGUGCGUUUGGCUCAGAGCAUCCUGGAUCUCAAACAAAAAGCGGAGAACCUGCAGGAGUUCCAGAUGGAGUUGCAGAGAGCCAAGAGGAAACGUUACUUUGAUUACCCCCUGCUGGAGAGGUACAUGCAGUGCAAACAUGGCUCCUACUUCUUGGUCAGCAUGCUCUUCCUGCGCGGCUUCCUCUUGCUGACCUUUAUGUCCACCGCCUGCCUUUACCUGGUCUACUUCCACCUCUCGGCCUUCCUACAGGACGAGUUCAGCUGCUUCGUCCGCACCGGCCUUCUCCGGGAGCAGUCAUGGGUGCCGGAGCUGGUCCAAUGUAAGAUGACCAGCCUGAUGGUCUUCCAGGUCAUUAGCGUGGCUAGUGGUGCCAUCUAUGUGUUGCUAGCUCCAGUCGUCCUCUUCAGUCUGCUGCGGCUCUUCUGCUGGGACACCAACUUACUGUCCCUGUAUGAGGUGCUUCCUGCCUUGGGCCUCGUCAGUGGCCAGAAGCUGGGCUGCCCACUCAAUGACCUGAACGUACUUCUCCUGUUUCUACGGGCUAACGUGGCACACCUUCGCUCCUACGGCCGCCUCAGGGCCCUGUGCUCUCUGGCUCCCCCUCAGGUGCAGAAGGGUAAAGGCAUGCUGACGGAAGAUCAGGCUGAGGAGGCAGCUGAGGCGGCUGAGGAGCUGGAGGAAGAGCUGAGGGAGGCCAGGGAGGAGGGCAAGCACAACCUGGUGGACAUCAUGACUGUGCUCGGGGCUGCCAGGGGGAACGUGGUGAACUGCCCUGAAGAGCGCCCUCUGGUGGAGGAGAACAUGACGCUCGAGCCUAACCACCAGGGGUACCAUGAAUUGAAGGAGACCACAACAUGUUGUUUUGGCUAAGCAUCCGUCAAUGGACUGAACCAUCAUUGUAAGAGGGUUGCAUAUUAAGGGGAGACACCAUAGAUUAGCCAGAUCCCAUCUAUACUACACGUUAUCCUGUAGUUUGAUUGAAAGAAAAAAAAAAAACAAAUCUUGGACUGAGAUUUUCCAUUGACUGUUCUUUGUAGGUUCAGACUGAAUCUUUAUAGACCAAAGUACCUCAGGAAAGCCCAGGAAAUCCUCCAAAAAAAGCCUCCAUUAGAAUGAAUCGCUUGAAGAUGUUUGUUUUCUUUAUUUAUUCUUAUGUUAUUUGUCUGUGAUAAUCUCUCUCUUUGUUGUAUCUUUUGGCUCUUGACCAAGAUCUUUACUUGACUUUUUCCCCCAUCUAUAAACAGUUAAAAUAAAGUUUCUACUUGUAUUUUUA